This is a messenger RNA of Ananas comosus (pineapple), 1191 nucleotides long. RefSeq names its product ycf20-like protein. The record is from RefSeq and is a predicted model, not a curated record. Lineage: Eukaryota; Viridiplantae; Streptophyta; Magnoliopsida; Poales; Bromeliaceae. The transcript has 2 exons. The coding region runs from base 138 to 728 and encodes 196 amino acids.
CCUCUUCUCCUCCAAAACUCUCCGUCGCCCGAACGGGCGAUUCUCCCCCUUCUUCAUCAUCCCUUUCGUAAGAAACCCUAAUUCCUCGUUAUCUCUCCCUCCCAAAUUACAAUUACAAUUAUGGUGUGAGUACGAGAAUGGGAACGGCUACUGUUAUAGCGCACGGAUCUUCUUGUCGAUUUUGUCCAAUUCUAUGCGGAGGGGCGCAGGGGAGUGGGAUGAGAACUUGUGCGGAGGUGGGCGUGACGUGUAAACGACCAUUUACCCCUCCAAGCUGUCAGGUAAGAAGUUACAGAUGGAGGAUUGCAUUUGCUCUAGACACAGGAGGAGGAGGAGCAUCUCCCGACCCUAACGACGAAAAUAACCUCGAGGGAGAGAACCGAGGCCUUGGCAGGACGAGGUUGGGCACCAUAGCUGGAGCUGCUGCGAGGCAGCUUCUUGAGAAGCUGAACGCCGCCAGAAAGAACUUUCCCAUGAAGAUAUUCCUCCUCCUCUUGGGCUUCUACACAGCUAAUGCUCUCGCAACCAUCCUAGGCCAAACUGGCGAUUGGGACGUUCUUGUCGCCGGUGUCGUUGUGGCUGCGAUUGAAGGGAUCGGCAUGCUUAUGUACAGAAAGCCGUUCACGAUGCCUGUUGGAAGGUUCCGGUCUUUGGUUGCGAUGGUAAAUUAUUGGAAAGCCGGCAUAUGCCUCGGUCUGUUUGUUGAUGCCUUCAAAUUAGGGAGUUGAGCAAUUUAGGCUUGAGCCAUGCUGUAUCGUGAUCACUAUUUGGUCAUUGAGAUUGAUCAGAGUAUGUGUCGGAUCGGGUGCUCAAAUGUAUCAGCUCACAAAAUUUUUGCUUGCAGUGUAACCUGCCCCUGAGACUAACUUCGCACAAAUCGGUUGAUACCUCGUGAGGCUUGAUCACUUUUCCCCGUUGAGUUGGAGCUUUUCAUCUGUGCGCAAGCUGUUUCGGGCGAGUAUGCUGAUGAUCAAUUUGAUGUCUAUUAUUGUUUCUUUCCACCUGUAGCAAUCCUGCAUGCGGAUGUAAACAAUUUUUGUCCCAAUUCAAAAGUUUGUUUGUAAGGUGUGCUCAUUCUUACUGAAUUGGCGGAUGUUGCUAUUUUCAGAAAUUCUCUACAACAUAUCAUCUUGUUUAGAUACUUGUGAGAUUGAAUAUAGGGAGUUUUACAUCCCUAGAAGGAUGAUUGCA